AUGAGCCAGUCAGCCGCUGACGAUGUGUUCACCUGCAUUACAUGCAGUGUGGCAUUCCUCAGCGCGCCUGAACAGCGCAAGCACUUUCACUCAGAUUUUCAUCGCUACAAUAUGAAGCGCCGCGUGGCGAAUCUCGCCCCCGUCAAUGCGCAGACGUUCAACGACAAGAUUCGCGAGCGCCGUGCGGCACUCGAAUCGUCCGAAAAGGCGAGCAAGGAGGAUCAUGGCAGGUGCGAUGUGUGUAGCAAGACGUUUUCGUCUCUCAAUGCGUACCGAGACCACAUGCAGUCGCGCAAGCACCGCGAGAAAGCACUAAAGUACCAGCCCAGAUCCAAAGCGCCCCUGGAGCAUGUACGUGAGAUGAAGCAGGCCUUGCCGGAAGAUGACGAAAACGUGGAUGACGAGGAGCGCGCUAUCCGACAAAAGCUCAGCAAGGCGCGCCGUAUCGAUCCAGCGUACGAGUGCAUGUUUUGCAGCGCGGCACAGUCGUCGCUUGAGGCCAGUAUGGAGCACAUGCGUGCAUCGCAUGGCUUUUUUGUGCCGGAGCGCAAGUAUCUCGUGGACCUGGCCGGUCUCUUACGCUACCUUGCCGACAAGGUAUCGGUAGGAAACGUGUGCCUUUGGUGCAAUGGCCGCGGCCGCGGCUUUCAUGACUUGGGCGCCGUCCAAAAACACAUGGUCGACAAGUCGCACUGCAAGGUCGCAUACGACACGCAAGAAGACCAGCUAGAGCUGAGCGACUUUUACGAUUUCCGCAGCAGCUACGCCAACGCUCCGACCGCCACGGACGAGUGGGAAGAUGUGGAGGAGGAAGAGCAGGACGACGGCGAUGGCGAAGCGGUGUGGGAAGACGACGAUGACGAGACGAUACCCGAUAACGGCAUCCGGUACGGUGAUUCCGAGUACGAACUCGUUCUGCCGUCCGGCGCGCGCCUUGGACACCGCUCUAUGCAGCGGUACUACCGCCAGUCGCUGUGGCAGACGCCUGCGGCGCAUGCUCGCGAGACGGCCUCGACGGCUCAUGGACGUGCAUUGGCGCAUCGUCUAGCUGACGCAUCGUCCAAGGAGCUGGUCGUGCCGUCGCGUGGUGGCCAGGAGCUCGUCGCACGCAACCGUGGCGAGGCGAAGGAAGCUACGCGUCACGUCCGCGAGUUCCGUGACAGCCGGCGCCGUGAGCUCUUCCGCACUAAGGUUGGGUUCAAGCAUAACCACCAAAAACACUACCGUGAUGCUCUUUUGCAGUAG
Malassezia restricta is the source of this 1245-nucleotide messenger RNA. RefSeq names its product pre-60S factor REI1. Gene Ontology annotation, biological process: ribosomal large subunit biogenesis. NCBI's taxonomy places the organism in Eukaryota, Fungi, Basidiomycota, Malasseziomycetes, Malasseziales, Malasseziaceae. The transcript has a single exon. The record is from RefSeq and is a predicted model, not a curated record. Bases 1 to 1245 code for a protein of 414 amino acids. Gene Ontology annotation, cellular component: preribosome, large subunit precursor. Gene Ontology annotation, molecular function: zinc ion binding; nucleic acid binding; protein binding.